Molecule: messenger RNA, 3480 nt
Organism: Gordionus sp. m RMFG-2023
Lineage: Eukaryota; Metazoa; Nematomorpha; Gordioida; Chordodea; Parachordodidae
Product: E3 ubiquitin-protein ligase makorin-1-like
Exons: 9
Coding region: 63-2081 (672 amino acids)
Biological process (GO): protein polyubiquitination
Molecular function (GO): ubiquitin protein ligase activity; metal ion binding
Source: RefSeq, a predicted model, not a curated record
GCUUAAUAUUAUCAUUUUCUUAUGCUUUUAAUUUAUAAACAAUUAGUGAUGAGAGUUUGUUAAUGUCUACGAAAAAAAUCCAAUGUCGAUAUUUCUUAUAUGGAUAUUGUAAUUUGGGUUCACAGUGCACAUUUUCACACGAUAAAUCUUGUGAACCAACUCAAGUUUGCAGAUAUUACUUAAAUGGCAAAUGCCCCUUCGAAAAAAGAUGCAGGUAUGAUCAUGUUAAACCACAAUCACAAACUAAGCAAUCUUGCACCCAAGCACUUACAAAUGAAGCUACUUCAAAUAAUGAUGAUCUUCAAUCUGUUGAUGUUGAAUCAAUCUUAGAAUCAUCAAUAUUCAUUGAUUCAGAUAAACCUAAUAAUAUUGUCACAAUAUCCUCUGCCUUAACAUCCAUAAUUCCUCAAUCCCCAUCAAAACUAACCCCUUCCCCUACAAAUAAUGAUAACCUUAUAACUAACAUUGACAAUGCAUUAUCUAUUUCUCCCUCGCCAUCCUACUACGUCCUCAAUGAUACUGUAUAUUAUAAUAACGGUACUAAUAAAUCUAUCACCAAACUGCCCAAUCAAAUUGACCCAGGACAUUAUAUUAACGAGAUAGAGAACGCAUAUAGAGAGGAAGCGUUUGACCGAAAAGACCUAACAUCAAUCACAAAAAUAACUAUCAUUGAGGAAGGCACCGAAGAAAGUGAUGAAGUAAAAAAAGCCAUCAAACAAAAGAUUCUAAACGUUAACGCCAAGGAAUUCUAUCCGGCCUACAAUACAUUGAUGAGUUAUUCAGAAGCAGUUCGGACUAAUUUAGAGAAUACCACACCUUCAUUAGACACCAGACCGCUUUGUCCCUAUUCUCUUGAAGGUGAGUGCAUGUUCGGGAAGGAUAGAUGCGUUUACUUGCAUGGGCUGCUGUGUGAUGUAUGUCAGAAGAAUGUUCUGCAUCCUUAUGACGAAGAACAAAGCAAAAGCCACCAAGAGGCGUGCCUCAAAGAGAUGCAGCUAGAGAUGGAAUUCUCCUUUGCGGUGCAAAGGAGUGAAGAAAAGACGUGCGGUAUCUGCUACGAAAAAGUGCUAGAGUCGACGUCUGAUUACGACAACAAUCCCGACAAACGUUUCGGUAUACUACCAAAUUGCCAGCAUUGUUACUGCCUCCCUUGUAUCAUGAACUGGAGGAAAACUAAGAAUCAGACUAUCGAUCAUUCUACCAUUAGAUCAUGUCCUGAAUGUAGGAUACAGUCUUAUUUCAUAAUGCCAAGUAGGAUAUGGGUCGAAGAAAAGUUGGAAAAGGAAAGAAUGAUCGAAGAAUACAAAAAAACUUUGGGUGACAAGCACUGCAAAUACUUCCUCAAGGGCUCUGGUAAAUGCCCACUUAAUAGCAUAUGUUUUUACAAGCACGCCUAUCCCGACGGUACAUUAGCAUCUCGGGCUCCUUCUUCUAAUUAUCACAGAUCAUCUAAUCGGAGUGGGCGAUCUUCAAUGGCUGCAGAACUCCUGCUUUGGGACUUUUUCGCUGCUAGAUUUGAUUCACUUGAACUUUUAGGGCAAAAUUUUGUCGAUCUAGUUAUGGAAGACAAUUUAGACGAUUUUACUAGUGAAAGCGAGGAAGAUGACAUAGAUUUUUACCCAGCCUUCAAUAAUUUUAAUCGUCAUUUUGGUUACAAUAAUUCUAAUGAUAAUUUGAGCGAUUCGAGUGAAGCGAUGGUUUUAAUAAACACCAGCAAUAAUCGUAAUAAUCAAGGAAAUAUAAGGAGAAAUAAUAAUGACGACCGAGAAAACAAUGGCCAAAGUUUGAACAACGAACGGCGGAAUUCUCUCAUUAAUAGUAAUAACAGGAAUGCAAAUAUAUCCAAUGAUGCACCCAGAAAUAAUUUAACAAGAACAUCGGGUAAUAAUAACACUUCAAAUAGCAGGAGAAAUAAUAAUGUAAAUAAUUAUCAAGGAAAUGGUGGUGGAAGCAACCGUAGAAAUCGGAAUAAUAACAGAAAUAAUAAUAACGGAAACAAUCCCACAAAUGUUAAUGAUAGGAAUAGUAAUUCGACUUUAACCCGCUCCGGUGUGAAUAAUGAAUCUAGGAAAAGACGAUGAAGAAACAGUUAUUUGAACCCUUUAUUAUAAUGUCUUAUUUUGAAAUUUAUAUACGUUACAUAAUAUAUAUAUAUAAUUUAUUUUCGUUAACCUCCGAUCGCUCUAGCCUUUUCAAAAACGAAAAUUGAACAGAUUUUAGAUGUUGAAUAAUUAUUUUUCCUCCAACGAAAUAAUCAAAUUUUGUUUAAUAUUUUCUCAAAAUCGUUCGAACCUCUUUCAUCCAUUCGCUUCGUUUUCAUGAUCAAAAAAUUCCCACUUCGUAAUUAAUCACAAUCUACCCUCUCCCGUUUAUUUAUAAAUUUUAAAAAAAUUAAUUUAUUCUAUAUGUAAUUAUAUUUGAAGAUGUAAUAAUUCGACAUGAUUAAUCUAAUCAAUAUUAUUUAAGUAUUUAUUUAUAAUUUAAGAUGAAUUGGACACUUUUUGUAUUUAAAAUCUUAUGCCAAUGCUAAACUCAUCACAUUAUGAAUUCACUUUAACCUCAUUUCCUAUUUAUACUGAAUAUAUGAGUAUAAUAUAUCCGCAUCUGUGAUAGCCAUUUAUAACAAAAUUUUAUUUUGCAUAGAUCAAACAAAUUUAUUAUCCAACAUUAUGAUCCAUAAGUAUACUAUAAAUUUUAUUGUAUAAAUAAAAAUAUUUUUUUAUGAAACUUUAUUUAUCAUACCUUUUAAUUUUUUUUAAAUUUGCAAAUUCGAAUAUUUUUAAUCACAUUUUUUUUUCAAUCGAUAUUCAAACAAUUCAUCCUCAAAAUUAUAUGUUCUAUGAGAAUAAGGGUGGGGGAAAGCUUGUAAAAUGAAUGAUUUAUAUAAAUAAUUGUUAUAUUUAUUAUUGCUAUUUUUUCACACCCCCCUUUCCCUCAAAGAAAUAUAAUUUUAUUCACAGCUCAAUACUUAAUAAAAAUAUUUUUCAUUAUUAUUCUACACAUUGAUUCAUAAAUAUAAUAUACCAUACACAAUUUUAUAUACAAAUGAUUGUGCCGCCAAUUUCUUGUAACUUGUUAAUUUAAAUAUAUUUGUAUAGCCAAUAUUGUGCGCAUAAAUGAACAGUCCCAUCCCUUAUCUAUUAAAAUUUAUUACACAUGACCUAUUAGGUUUGCCCCGUAUUUUUUUUUUAUUUCAUUUAAAUAUAAUGGUUAAAUUAUAUACAAAUAAUUUGGCAUUUUAUUUAUAAAUUUGUGUUUUUUGUUCCAAAAAUAUAUGUAUACCUUUGUAUUAAAGAUUAUCUUGGGUUCUUUUACAUCAAAAUCAUAAAUUUAAUUUAGCCUUAACUUAUGAUCACCGUUUUUUUAGACAUAAAUUAUUAACUUUUUAUUGUAGAUGUUUUUUUUAAAUUUAGAAGUUUUUUAAAACAUGAUUUGAACAAAAAAAUGAUUUCAUUUAUAUUUUAUUUAAUAAAUUUUACA